Protopolystoma xenopodis is the source of this 300-nucleotide messenger RNA. Lineage: Eukaryota; Metazoa; Platyhelminthes; Monogenea; Polystomatidea; Polystomatidae. The record is from the annotation of a GenBank genome assembly.
AUGUCUACAUGCGUUCCUCCUUCUCUCACUGGCACUUUCACUGCUUCAAACAUGUUGUUCGAAGAUCCCAUUUCUAUUCGAGCUCGCGUCUGGGCCGAUGGCCAGUCGAUGGGGGAUGGGGGCGAUUCCACAGCCACUCAUAAAGUCUCUUCAACCCAUCUUCUCGCCCCACCCCACAAGGCGGAUACGGAGCCAACCCCUCCAGCCGUAGGUCUUCAUGCAUGUUGUACAACCCUUCUCGUCUUUAGCUCCAUUCUAAACCUGGUCGGGGGAGCUGGACACUUUUCUGGGGUCAGUUAA